CGAAAUCGGUAUACCAAAGAAGCUUUUAUUUCAUUGAAGUGAAGGAUUUUCACGGCAUCCUCUUGCUCUCCAUCUCACAGUCAAAAAUGUCCGAUAAUCCUUUGGAGGCAAUCUGCAGCACCAUUGGAAGAAUUUCAGUGUCCCUCCAAACAAAUCUUUCCAAAUUCAUUAGCAUCCCCCAAAAACCAUCUACACUCACAAAUGUAAACGUUUCAGUUUCUCCAUCCGGACCACCCAUAGCUACUCCAUCGAUAGUAGCCGCUGUUUCUUCUCUUCCUCAAUCCACGAACCCACACACAAAGCAAAUCUCAACUGGUCCAGUGAGCAGAGAAGAGCUUGGAAGGGCCACUUGGACUUUCAUUCACACUCUUGGUGCUCAGUAUCCAGAAAACCCAACCAGGCAGCAAAAAAAAGAUGUUAAAGAAUUGAUGGCAAUAAUAUCCCGCAUAUACCCUUGCAAGGAAUGUGCGGAUCACUUCAAGGAAGUGCUAAGAUCGAAUCCUGUACAAGCGGGUUCUCAAGGCGAAUUUUCACAAUGGUUAUGUCGAGUGCAUAAUGUUGUUAAUCGGAGCCUUGGAAAGCCAACGUUUCCAUGUGAACGAGUUGAUGCAAGAUGGGGGAAGCUAGAUUGUGAGCAUCGUGUAUGUGAUCUACAAGGAUCCAUGACACUUUUUAGCACUCGAAUUGAUUGAAUGUAUUGGUGAUUGAUGUAUAUUAUUCGAACUUUGUUACUCAAAUAUCAAGUUAAGAAAUUGGUUAAAUAUAAAAGCUAAAAUUUACUUA
This is a messenger RNA of Lactuca sativa (garden lettuce), 783 nucleotides long. RefSeq names its product Erv1/Alr family protein (gene ERV1). Gene Ontology annotation, cellular component: mitochondrion. The record is from RefSeq and is a predicted model, not a curated record. Gene Ontology annotation, molecular function: flavin-dependent sulfhydryl oxidase activity; flavin adenine dinucleotide binding. Lineage: Eukaryota; Viridiplantae; Streptophyta; Magnoliopsida; Asterales; Asteraceae.